Messenger RNA from Trichoderma virens Gv29-8, 846 nucleotides. RefSeq lists its product as uncharacterized. The record is from RefSeq and is a predicted model, not a curated record. Bases 1 to 846 code for a protein of 281 amino acids. NCBI's taxonomy places the organism in Eukaryota, Fungi, Ascomycota, Sordariomycetes, Hypocreales, Hypocreaceae. The transcript is spliced from 4 exons.
AUGUUGUCAGCUGAACAGGUCACAUUUUUCAAGGAAAACGGCUAUCUCAUCGUUCGAGAUAUUCUCAACGAUGCUGAGACUGCUGAGGUACAGAGAUGGGCACAGGAGGUCCACGACUGGACGCCAACUGCUGACUCUCAAUAUAUGCCCUACGAGGAAAUAAAUUCUCGUGGAGAGACGGUUCUUUGCCGCACAGAAAACUACGCCGACAGCCACGAGGGGUUCAACGGGCUGCUCCGCGGCACAAAGCUCUUGGGACUUUUAGAGGAGCUUUCGGGAGAACCCAUGCAUCUUUUCAAGGAAAAGAUUAACUACAAGCUCGCCGGAAGCGGUUUGAAGAAGACAGUUUUGCUAACUGAGGCAGGUGGAUUUGCGCCGCAUAUUGACGCUGUGGCUUACAACCAUAUCAAAGAUGUGAAACACCUCACCAUCUUGCUUGCCGUGGACAAAUCAACCCUAAACAACGGAGGUUUGGAGGUUGUUGAUGCGAGCCAUAACAUGGAUAUUCCUCUCAAAGUCGAGGACCACUGCAUCACUGAUGAGUGGGUGGACUCUCAUGAGUGGACACCCGUUGAACUUGAGCCUGGUCAAUUGCUCAUUUUCACCUCAUACCUCGCUCACCGCAGUGGGCCUAACCACAGUACUGAGAAUCGCAAAGCGCUCUAUGCUACAUACAAUCUUGCCAGCGAAGGUGAUUUGCAUCAAGACUACUAUGAACUCAGGAAGAAAGAAUGGCCUGCCACCCAUAUGCGUAAGAAGGGAGAAUCGUAUGAGGAUGGAGCUUUGAGAUACGCAUUUGGUUCGCCGAUGCUGAGCGUUGAUGCCGGCCGACAAUUGGCUUUCUAG